AUGCAGAUUGCUUCUGCAAACAUUUGUGAAAGACUGUAUGAUAAGUCCAUCCGUGAAAUUUCCUUGCUACUUAAUAUUCCCUGGUCAAUUGUUAGUAGUAUUAUAACAAAGUGGAAGCAACUGGGAACAACAGCAACUCAGCCACGAAGUGGUAGGCCAUGUAAAAAUGACAGAACGGGGACAGUGCAUGCUGAAGCACACAAUGCACAGAAGUCGCCAACUGUCUGAGUCAAUAGUUAAGACCUCCAAACUUUGUGUGGCCUUCAGAUUAGCAUAACAACAGUGCAUACAGGGCUUCAUGGAAUGGGUUUCCAUGGCUGAGCAACUGCAUCCAAGUGAUACAUCACCACAUGCAAUGCAAAGUGUUGGAUGCAGUGGUGUAAAGCACACCGCAACUGACUCUAG
This is a messenger RNA of Staurois parvus, 405 nucleotides long. NCBI's taxonomy places the organism in Eukaryota, Metazoa, Chordata, Amphibia, Anura, Ranidae. The record is from the annotation of a GenBank genome assembly.